Molecule: messenger RNA, 636 nt
Organism: Cavenderia fasciculata
Lineage: Eukaryota; Evosea; Eumycetozoa; Acytosteliales; Cavenderiaceae
Exons: 3
Coding region: 1-636 (211 amino acids)
Source: RefSeq, a predicted model, not a curated record
AUGACAGACCUAGAAAAUUGUUUUGACUUGUUUAAUGAUGAGGGAUGCACUUCACUAGAUUUACAUGUAAGCACAGAGCUUUACUUGUCUUGUGAUAAGGGCCGUCCAUAUAAAGACCACUUGAUCUACAAGGAAAGAGAGGAGAGUGUACGAACACUAAAACAUGGAGAUGCAGUUAUAUCUGGCCUCCACUAUCUACUCUACAACAAGGAGACCAAUUCCUUUUACCAUUUUGUAACUCCUGGAAAUGAGUUCUCUAGUCUCUCAUUAUCAAAUAAACAGUCAAUUGGAUAUCUAUUGGUUACAAAUGCAAACCAUUAUACAAUUAAAAAUAAGGUUUCAGCACGAUCACCAUUUACAAUUACCAUGGGAAAAGGUAAAACAAGAGAUAUGAGAGUAGGUGGUUUCAAUUGCCAGAAUGUAGUAACUGCUUGGGUAUCGAUAGACAAUAUAUCGACAUCUCCUCAAUCAGACUCGAUAUCCAAUGGUUUAUGUGUUGGUAUUGGAGCAACGGCUGCUACAACAGCAUUGGCAUUUCCACCAGCACUCUUAAUUGGAGGUGCUAUAAUUGUCGGUAUAAGUGUUUUUAGUGCCAUCAGAAGAAAUAAACAACAAAAGAAGCAUAUCAAAUCAUAA